UUCCCUGCAUUCAUCCCCUUUCAUGCUGAUCGGGGAAGGAAGGGCUGAUAGCUUAAAAUUGGACCCCUCUUCCUGGACGGAUGGCUAUCUAGCUAGCUAGGUUAAAUCUUCAUAUUAGAAAAAUGGCGGCGGGUAGCGUCAACCCGUUUAAUCUGAGCGAUUCUGAAGAUGAGGCAGAGCAGAGACCAGAGGACGGGGUUGAUGCCGAAAGGAGCCUUAGCGAUGGAGCGCCAGGGCUCCCGUCCAACAACCCCUUCUCCCCGCAGGCGGACGCCGAGCCCCYGGCCCUUCUGCUGUCCAGCACCCGGACCAGCCCAAGUGUGGAAGGCAUCUCGGCAGCAGAUGCCGCAAUGGCAAGCGGCUUGGCAGAGACUCGGGUAUCUGUAGAUGUGAUUGCUGCUCAGCUAAUACGGGAUCAAUACAUCCUCACCGCUCUUGAAUUUCAUACCGAAUUGUUGGAGUCCGGGAGGGAGCUUCCCCGGUUGCGGGAUUAUUUCUCCAACCCGGGCAAUUUCGAGAGGCAAAGCGGCACUCCACCAGCUUGUAAAGACCAAGGACUGGGGCCAGGUGGACCGCUAAACCGAGCGGGCAGCAUCAGCACGUUGGACUCUCUGGACUUCGCCCGUUACUCUGACGACGGGAACCGGGAGUCGGACGAGAGGGUGGCAGUGCUGGAGUUUGAGCUACGGAAAGCCAAGGAGACCAUUCAGGCUCUACGCGCCAACUUGACUCAGGCAGCAGAGAGUGACACUCAGGAGAGAAACAAGAACUACAAAUCAGAUCCUGAGAUUCAGGAACUUAUCCGCCCACUGGAGAAGCGAGCCUUAAAUUUUCUUGUGAAUGAAUAUUUAUURAAGAAUGAGUACAAACUGUCGGCCAUCACAUUCUCUGAUGAAAAUGAUGACCAGGACUUUGAGUUGUGGGACGACGUGGGCCUGAACAUUCCGAAGCCUCCCGACCUAUUACAGAUCUACAGGAACUGUGGCUCCGCCCUUCCGUCGCYACGGGAUACAGYGGAUGUAUCCGUGGGGGUGGAGUCAGGCGAGCUCACUGGGAACUACAUUGUCCAGAAACCUGAUCUCUUGCAGCAGCAGCAGACUGAGAUGGUUGAGGAGUUCGAGUAUCAGAUCAGUCUACUGAACAAGGAAAAACAGAGUCUGRCUGACCAGGUCAAGAAACUACAGAGUGAGAUCCAAAGCCUGAGAAGGACAGUGUCCCCCCCUCCUCCUGACCAGGGCUCACAUCUCAACUCCCUCUCCUCCUCAUCCACACCUCCCCCUCCCCAGCCCCCCCUGGACAACGGUCAGUACCUGGACAUCAGGAGAGCCUCAGAACCUGACAAGCCCCAUACUGASAGCAACCCCCCCACUCAGACCGUCAGUUCCCCUACACACACCUCUACACAACCCCAUGCCAAGCUAAAGUGCAGAGGGACGGUGGUGUUUGACCAGCCCAACAGGAAGUUGUCACCAGCGUUCCAGCAGGCCCUGUUGUCCUUUUGUAAGAUGUCAGCUGACAGUCGUCUGGGGGCAGAGGUGUCGAGGAUAGCAGACAAUGAGGAGAGUGUGAUGCUGAUGUUGGGUCGCUGUCUCCCUCACAUMGUCCCCAAUGUCCUCCUGGCCAAACGAGAGAGAAUGGUUGCACACCUGUGCCAGGAGUUGAUUCCUCUCAUCCUGUGUACGGCGUGUCUCCACCCGGAGCCUAAAGAGAGAGACCAGCUCCUUCACAUCCUCUUCAAUCUCAUCAAGAGACCUGACGACGAACAGAGGCGGAUGAUCCUAACAGGUUGUGUGGCGUUUGCCAGACAUGUUGGUCCUACCAGAGUUGAGGCUGAACUCCUACCACAAUGCUGGGAACAGAUCAACCAUAAGUAUUCAGAGAGAAGGUUGUUGGUAGCAGAGGCCUGUGGAGCCUUAGCACCUUACCUGCCUAAGGAGAUACGUAGUUCCCUGGUGUUGUCCAUGCUGCAGCAGAUGCUGGCUGAAGACAAGGCAGACAUGGUCAGAGAGGCCGUGGUCAAAAGCCUCGCUAUCAUCAUGGGAUACAUCGAUGACCCUGACAAGUACUCCCAGGGUUUUGAGUUGAUGUUGUUGUCCCUCGGUGACCCAUCCGAGAGGGUGGUCAGUGCUAUCCACCAGGUGUUCAUCCCAGCAUUCGCUGCCUGGACCACAGAGCUGGGAAUCCUCCAGACCACUCUCUUCCCCUCUCUGCUGGCCCGCAUAGAGAAACUACUCAAGCAGGGUGAACAUGGUCUUGAUGAACACAAGCUCCACAUGUUCCUGUCGGCCCUCCAGUCUCUCAUCCCUCCUCUGUUCUCUGUGGUGAUCCAGAACGCUCCCUUCACACACAGGCUCACCCUGCAGGGAGACAUCCCCCCCAUAGAGAGUGAGCGGUUCCCUCGGCCAGCGUCUCCUCUUCAGGAUGUGGCGACUGUCGUGGGCAGCCGGGCGCUGAGCGGCCUCCUCAUCCUCUAUGAUUACCAGCUAGAACAUGAGGGCACCACAGGCUGGGACAGUAUGCUGUGGGUGGUCAAUCAACUUCUUCCCCAGCUGAUAGAGAUAGUAGGUCGUAUUACUGUAACCUCCACUACGUGUGUCCAUGAGUUCUCACGCUUCUUCUGGAGACUCUGCCGCACGUUUGGCAAGAUCUUCACUAACACUAAGGUAAAACCACAGUUCCARGAGAUCCUACGGCUCUCUGAAGAGAAUGUUGAUGCUUUAACCGGGAAUGCUGUCCUGAUCAAGGCUACAGUUCCAGUCUAUGCUACAGGUGUACUGACAUGCUACAAUCAGGAUGAGGAUCGUAAGCUGCUGGUUGGUUUUCUAGAGGACGUCAUGACGACCCUGUCUCUCUCCCACGCCCCCCUGGACAGCCUCAAAGCCUCCUUCAUAGAGCUGGGGUGUGACCUUUCGGCUGUGUUGUCCAAUCAGCUGCUGGUGAAGGGGGUGAAUGAGACGCUGGUGGCUCAGAGGGUGGUGCCCGCUCUCAUCACUCUCUCCAGCGACCCUGAAAUUUCAGUUAGGAUAUCUACUAUCCCUGCCUUUGGUACCAUCAUGGAGACAGUCACACACAAAGAGCUGUUGGAGCGUGUGAAGAUGCAGCUAGCGUCGUUCCUGGAGGACCCGUACCAGGACCAACACUCUCUACACAUGGAGAUCAUCAGGACCUUUGGCCGGGUCGGACCCAACACUGAGCCACGCUUCAGAGACGCAGUUUGUGCUCCCCCACCCCACAAGCUGGCGUUGAUAACAAACGCUCAGGCUACAGAGAGGAAGAGGAUAGACAUCGCUACUCAGCUUGUUUGAGGCUACAGCGCUCUCUCAUGCUGCUUCAUCUCAGAGGAGCUUAUGGUGAAUCACUUCCUGCCUGGCCUGAGGUGUCUGAGGACGGACAUGGAACAGCUAUCUCCUGAACACGAGGUGAUCCUGAGCUCCAUGAUCAAGGAGGGGGAAACGAAGGUAGAGAACAGAGGGAUUGGACAGGCUGAGGGAUCUGUGUCCAUCGCUGCCAGUCUGGUUGGGGAAGACGCCAAGACCAAGUUCCUGAGUAAGAUGGGUCAGCUGACCACGUCCGGCGCCAUGCUGGCCAACGUUUUCCAGAGAAAGAAGUGAUCCUCCUUCCGCCGCCGAACCGCCUAGCAGCAAGCCCACUACAUAUCCCAUGAGCCUCCAUUGUGUGCGAGCGCCAGCCCAGGCUCCAACGAUGGGCCAGAUCAGGGUCUCUGCUCGAACGCCUUCUGAAUGCAGCCUUCACUCCUCCCUGACUGGACGGGGGACAGCACUGAGCCCUAGGAGGAAAGGAAGGAAGGGUGCCCUUUUUUACAUAUUUGAUCAGGUCCAGGGUGUAUGUCAAUAGUCUGAAGUGGUUUCCUCUCCUUGUCUCAAGGAGAGAAAUUCAUUAUUAUACUAUUGAGAUACAGCCACUAAGAUUUGGCCAACUGGGUUUGUUUUGGAAUUUUUACAGGUGCCAUGUUGGCACCAAAAGCUUUCUGAACGUUCCAGUCUAGUUAGAAUUUUAGUGGCGUUCUUUGUCAGAAUGUGAUUGUUCCGGAACCUUUGUGUCAACAUGGAGAGGAGUAGCUAACUAACUGACGUCUGUAUGUUCAUGGCUCUGGGGAAUUGCCUACUUGAAGUGAAAAUUGUCUGUUGUAUUUCAUCACGUCUCUCGUUGUUUUGAUAUUAAUUAAUGAUUUAAGACUUAAUUCCUCCAAAGAAAUCUGCACUUCAGUGUUUUAUUACUUUCUCUUUAUUCUGUUUUGAUUUCAGUCUUAUUAUGGAGGAUGUACAUCCACAUCACUACCUUUCAUUGGAUUUGUUGUUUUUCUGUUGGAAAUGUGAGGGCAAAGAGAACACUAAUAGUCUUCCUUAAUCCCUCCAUCCAUCUCUCACUCUCUCUCUCACUCUGACUCUCACUCUCACUCUCUCCUUUUCUGUCUCGUUCUGCCUCUGCGUGUUUCAGUGUCUCUGGUGGUUAUUUUCUAAAGUGGCUGUUUAAUUUUUGUUGAGUUAUUUUCUCUUUGGGAUCAUUUUAAUUACAUGUUAUGCUCUACAAGUAAGCUGUAUGAUACACUGAAAUGAAGGCGGGACCCAUAUUAUUAUGUACAUUUGAAAUUGGUGUCAUGAAAUAAUAAAACACAAAAUAAACAAUUGUGUACUCAUGUACACCUGCUUAUGGUGA
This is a messenger RNA of Salvelinus sp. IW2-2015, 4677 nucleotides long. The record is from RefSeq and is a predicted model, not a curated record. NCBI's taxonomy places the organism in Eukaryota, Metazoa, Chordata, Actinopteri, Salmoniformes, Salmonidae.